AUGGUCUCGGCUCGACCUCUGGUAAAUAAAGGGCUUAUUAAAAGAGUUGGUUCAGGGAAUUCUAUCUCGGUUUGGGAAGAUCCAUGGAUUCCAGCUUCUUGCCCGAGGCCAGCCACAGGACACGGGGCUAUUUCUACCCUCAUCUUCGGCGAGGAUGUUCCCAUCAUCUUAGGGAUUCCGACAUCUCGCACCGGUAAGCCGGACUCGAUGGGAUGGUUUUUUACAAAGUCGGGCCGUUAUACGGUAAAAUCAGGGUACGUUUUGGCGCAACAAAUUCUUGACGAGGCUAAUCCGAUCAAGUAUGGUCCGGAUAUAAGGGCACGGCUACAGAGUCGCGGCCUUCAAAUCGACCCACAGUGCGUGCGGUGCGGUAUGGCUCCGGAAACGGUUAAUCAUAUGUUAUUUGAAUGUCCACCAGCGUUACAGGUGUGGGCUUUAUCCCCAAUUCCUACAGCUUUGGACCAUUUCCCAACAGGAGGCUUGUUUACAAACAUUGCUCACCUAUUCUGGAACCUACCAAAUGAUGAAAGAAUGGGUAUGUAUCCCUGGUUGCUUUGGUUUAUUUGGAAAGCCCGAAACGAUAAGGUUUUCUCCAAUGAUGACUCAGAUCCUAAUGAUAUCAUUAAUCACGCGGCAAGUGAAGCGGUAGCGUGGAGGACGGCACAAGAACGACAAGAGGUCACACUGGUCUGGAGGGGAAUCCGGCUGAGUUAUCUGCCAGAGGUGAAAUCUGUCAGAUUGAUGGAUCAUGGAAAGCCACAGAUUCCCGAGCGGGUCUAG
Microthlaspi erraticum is the source of this 780-nucleotide messenger RNA. The record is from the annotation of a GenBank genome assembly. NCBI's taxonomy places the organism in Eukaryota, Viridiplantae, Streptophyta, Magnoliopsida, Brassicales, Brassicaceae.